ACUUCCCCGUUUGGCUGUGAGUCAUUGCAAUGAGCGCGCGCGGUGAGGAAGCCGCCGAAGCCUCGGGAUCCCGCGAGCAGCCCGCUCCGGCCGCCGAGCCUCCGAAGAGAGGACCGGGCAGACCCAGGAAGCCGCAGCAAGAACCCACUGGUGAGCCUGUCCCCAAACGUCCAAGAGGACGUCCCAAGGGAAGCAAGAACAAGGGUCCUUCCAAAGCAGCACAGAAGAAAGCUGAGACCACAGGGGAGAAGAGACCCAGAGGAAGACCAAGGAAAUGGCCACAGCAAGUGGUCCAAGAAAAGCCUGCUCAGGAAGAGGAGGAGGCCGAGGGCUCGCCCGAGGAGGACUAAUCAACCACAUCAUUUUACCUCUACCUCAUCCAGCUGUCAGCUCUCUUCAAGGGAAAAGACUGCCUUGACCACUUAUCGUUGAGUUUCCACUUUUGUUUAUCAAGUUUGUUAAUCGUUCUCAUUUGUUGCUUUUCUUAGGUUAAUUUUUUUGUUUGUUCUUGUUUGUUUAUUUUUGUUUUGGUUUUGUUUUUGUGAUCAGCACACAAAACCUCAUAGCAUGAACGCGGGGCAAAAAACACAACAACAACAACAACAAUAACAAAACACAACCAAUAUGCAGAUGAGAAUUCUGCUCACCUCCGCAUUCCAAACUGCUGUAGCACAGAGGUGCAGGGGUUAGCCGCAUGGGAUGUGUCUUGCCCAAUGCGCACACACACACACACACACACACAGAUAUUUCAGGCAUUUAGCAAAAGAGAAAGAAAACCUAUCUGGUUUUGUCAUUUGAAACGUUUGUGGUAGAGCCUCCAACAGACACAGCUACUCCAUCACAGUGCACACACAUGCAGAAAACCCCUUACUUCUGUGUCACACCACCAAAGACAGAGGCGAAAUGAACCAUUCUGGGUUUUUACAUGUAUAAAAAGUUAGAAAUGGACUAGAUCUACGUUACAUCAUUUUAUGCAUGUGAUAAAAAAAAGCAUUUAGUUGUAUAAAAAGAUACGGCCUGCAGAUGAACUGAAAAAAAAUUAGCCUAUUGGGAAUAAAUUAACAUCUAAUACAAAUAAACAUGGAUUACUUGAGUUAUAUAGUUUUAUACUACAGAAAGACGAAAUAAAAGAGUCAGCAAUAAUGUCCCGGAUGUACUUAAACCCCAUUCCAUAGCCUAAAAUAAUUUCUCAAUGAUUUUGUAAAAAAACCAAAAGAAUUAUAUAUAUAUUAAAUAAAUAUAUAUUAUUAUAUUACCAAUUAUAUAAUGUAGUCUAAAGUUUGCAUUAUGUAUGCAUAUGCAGCUCCUUUAAAAUCACUGUGUUUUUCCUUAGAACAAAUUUAACAUGAAUAUUUAACACGCAUAUGCGACUUGGAAUGCCUUAAGACUUUUAAUUAAUAUUUUCUUUUUAUUAAUAAGCUUUUCAGGAUAGCAAAUUUGGUAACGAAAAGCCUUUAAGGUAUGAAAAUAAUAUGAGGUGAAUUCUAACCUUUAAAUGGUGCAGAAAUAUGGUUUUUAUCCAUAUAUAUGUCGAUUGUCAACUGAAAAUCUUCACCAAAAACAUAACUAAGCUUUACUAUAUUUGCCUAUAUGUAACUAUAUAAGCCUAGAGUUUGAUUGCCGAUAUAAUGACAUGAAAGUGGCAUUACCGCAGGCUUCUUUUCUAUCAGGGGAUAAAAAGACAGAGUCGGUUUGAUGGGGUUUUUUUUUUUUUUCCCCCGGAGCCUGUCUUUGGUGGUGAGCUUAAAAACUAGACAAAAAACAAAAAAACGUACUCCUGCAAAUUGUAAAUGAGACGCAAGUCUCCAUCAGUACUACAGAACAAUCAAUGCAGCAAUCUACUGUACAUACACAAUCCUGGCAUCUUCGUUUUACCAUUUUACAUGUGUAGAUUCGUUAUUGUGUUCCUUUCUGUAUUUUUAUUUUUUUUUUCUCUUUUGUAAAACAUUUAAAGAAGACGUAAUAGCUUUAAAGAAGACGUAAUACUCGAUACUUUCACAUAAAGGGAAGUAUGUCAUCACAUUCUGACUGAACCUCAAGAAACAUAAUCCACAGGAAAGAAACCACACUAUACCUCAAGACACACAAGAUACAUGAAGCACAGUGACCUUGGAGGGGUUCAGGGCUUCGAUCCCGUCGGCACUGUUGCCCAUGAAAUAUCUCCUCACCAUUUCAAAGCUACCUCCGAUUUCUUCACCCAGCGAAUCAGCUUGUGAGACACACGCUGCUAUAAACUACUCAUUACUCAGCAGGGGAUGGCAGUGAGUGCCAAUGUCAGAGAAAAAAAAAAGAACCCUUCUCUUGAAUGCCUGUAAUAAUAAUAAUAAUAAUGUUUGAUGGCACAGAGAAGCUCUGCAAAUGAUUUGUGAGAGUCAGGCAGGUGAUGACUGAAAUCCGAGGUGUGAUUGGAUUCCAAGAUGAACUCCUCAAGCAGCUAAGGGAAUACGUACUGUUUUUUUUUUUUUUUUUUUUUUUUUAUUGUUUCCUUAUUUUUAACACUUUCAUUUACCUGUUAUAUGUAAUAAGGUUCUUUUCUUUCUCGGCAACUGGGGCAUCUGUUUUACAUCAGUUAACUUGAAUAUGUUUUGUACUGAUUUACUCAAUUGUUUCUAUGGAUCAAAUGCUUGUAUGACUCUAAAUGAUAUUAUUGCAAAUGGAUUUUCUCUGCUCCUCUUAUUUUCUUCCUUUCUUUUCUUUUUUUACUUUUCUUUCGGUUUUUAGUGUAGACUUCUUCUGACAUACAUACUCUUCAGAUAUGUACCUCAAAAAAGAGAGAGAGAGAGAGAGAGAGAGAGAGAAAAAAGAGAGACUAAUAAUCAGUUGACAAAUACCUACCUCCGGUCUUGAUAAAAGAAAAGGUUUUUGCCUGGUCUAUUUCAGCACAAUUUCAAAACAAUGUAUGCUGAAAAACAAACGGACUGCACAAAAUCCAUGCUUUACGAAACAUUAAAUUUCAAUUGAUUUUUUUUAAUUUGCCUGGGGGAGAAGACAGAGUAAAAAAAAAAAGAAAAACUUGAUAAUUUUUCAGGUUAAAAAGUAUAUAUAUAUGUUUUGGUUUUGUAUAUUGCAUACAUGACUAUGUUUUUUUUUUUUUUGAAAGAUUAGUAGAUAUUGAGAUAUACUUGAUUAGCAAGUUUUGUGUCUUUUACACAAAUGUGAUUUUCUGUUCUUGUUAUGUGGUUCAUGCAGGUUUAUAUGUAAUACUUCAUAUGUAGUGAAAUGUUACACCUUUUUUUCAGCCUAUCAUCAUGAAAACCUUUGAACCGUUAACUGGUAUUCUCAACUGGGUCUGAGGUAGAGCCUCACGGAAAGCUAGUGGAGCAGCGGACAUGCCUCUUGAAUUGACACAUUUAUAGUUGCAUGGGGUGGCUACCUUUAGCACGGCAGCUGCAAACCAAUGUUAGAUCUUGCUCAAACACUGUAACGCUACCUAACUUUUCUACAUAUUCAGCAGUGCAAAAAAUAAAUAAAGAAAUAAAUAGAAAUAUAUCGGAGAGAGUAGCUUACCUGUGUGAGUGUAGGCAUUGAAAUAUGGUCUUUUGGCAGCUUGAAACUAAGGCUACAUUCACGUUUGACACAUUAGGAAGCAACUAAAUGGCAGAGACAUAAAUGACCUUUUUUUUUUCUGCAUCAAGCAUCCAAAAUGAAAUGCAGCCCUUCAGGGAGCUGGACAUUCAUCAGAAAGUUCAGCUCGCUGUAAAGACCUUCACUUUACUGUCGAUGCAACGGUUUUAUGUGAUUCGUGAGAACGCAGUUUAUUCACCGAGUGCUGUCUAUCACGUCAAAAAAAAUGGACUGUUUUGGGAGAAAUGAAUGAACAAUUAGUUAAAUUGAGAUUGGGUGGAACAGAUUCCUGCUUGGUGAGUAAAUUCGUCUCCUGUUUACAGUGAGAUCCAACUGCGCUUGUCAGAUCGAUGCGCUUAGCUCAAACGAGCGAAAUCAUGUACUAUUGCGAGGCACGUUGCUGAUAGUGAGUGAUUAAAUGAAAACCAAAUUGUAUAUUAGCCUGAAACAACAUGUCUGUUCACUAGAAAAUCUAUCUCUUUUGUGGUUAUGUAGAAAUUCUGCAAAUGGAGUUCCUGUCGAAACUUCAUCCUCACGUUUGUCAUGUUAAAAACAUACUAAAAACAUGAUAAUAAUGCAAGGGUUUUGACUGAAACAUCUCACUACUGUAACAUGUUUGAGGGGGUGGAUAACUCCGGAGAGCCGAGGCGUGGACGUGAAACAAAGCGUUUUACAAAGUUAAAACUAUGCACCUAUGAUAAACCCAAAGAGAAAUGAAACAGAUGAACUGAAUGUGUGAUUUCGAAGGAUUUCAAUAAGAAGAAGUAGAGAUUUUGCCAACACCGUUCACAUACUGGAAGUAAACUCCGUACCUGCAGAGAGCCAUCAUUUUGAAACUGCACUGAAAUAGUAGAUUCUGUUUUAUCUGCAUCGGCAGAAAUACUGAAGACCCUUAAAACAUCUCAUCAUCAGGAGACACCAUAUACUGUAUAUUCUGUUCCUUUGUUUAGGUCUUUUUUGUUCACCCGUAACAAACAUCUGUUUGCAAGAGUUUUCACUCCUUUAGGUAAAAAUGAAAAGGACUGUUCUCUGUGAUGCACAUGUCUGACAGUGUGUAUUACUGACUAAAAUGUCACAAUGUUCUUGAGUCCUUUCUUGACUUGAUCUGUUGGUUUGAAUGUGUAUCCACGGGAGCCACUGUUGAUGUGCUUUUCGCUGUGGGUGUCUUAAUGAAGUCGACUUUGAUAACAUGUUCUAGUACAAUCGAAUACACACUACUACCUCCAAGAGGGCCUCUUUAUUUUUUUUUUUUUUUACCUCAUUAUUCAAUCUGCUUACAAUACAGUUAAAUUCAGGUGGCUGAGUCCAGGGAGAA
Messenger RNA from Hemibagrus wyckioides, 4879 nucleotides. It is a transcript of the gene hmga2, whose product is annotated as high mobility group AT-hook 2. Gene Ontology annotation, molecular function: DNA binding; transcription coregulator activity. Gene Ontology annotation, biological process: regulation of DNA-templated transcription. Lineage: Eukaryota; Metazoa; Chordata; Actinopteri; Siluriformes; Bagridae. The coding region runs from base 30 to 350 and encodes 106 amino acids. The record is from RefSeq and is a predicted model, not a curated record. Gene Ontology annotation, cellular component: nucleus; chromatin. The transcript is spliced from 5 exons.